GUAGGAAGUCUUCAGAGUCUGGAGCCUCAUCCUGAUCACAUCAAGAGACGAAGCUUCGCUCCACAUUCAGAGGAAACAUGGACCAAACAGCUCUGAUGCUGCUGCUGUGUCUCUGCAGCUCAGAUUCAGUCAGGCUGGUUCCAGGGACCAACCGGUGCUCAGGCAGACUGGAGGUGAAGACCAACCAGUCGUGGUCCUCAGUGUGUGAAAAAGACUUUGACCUGCAGGAUGCACAGGUGGUCUGCAGGGAGAUUGGCUGUGGGCCUCCUUCAGUCCUCCAGGGGGCGCUCUAUGGAGAAGCAGAGGCUCCAGUGGGGAGCAGAGAGUUCCUGUGUGAAGGCAGUGAGUCUGCUCUGCUGAACUGCAGCAGCAGGAAGAGUUCAGGUAGAAACAGCUGCUCACCUGGUCAAGCUGUUGGACUCACCUGUUCAGGUAGAGGAGGAUCUGCAGACCUGCUGCUGUUCACUGCUUCUAUUCAGAGCCGUGAGAUCAUCUGCUCAGAUUCAGUCAGGCUGGUUUCAGGGACCAACCGGUGCUCAGGCAGACUGGAGGUGAAGACCAACCAGUCGUGGUCCUCAGUGUGUGAAAAAGACUUUGACCUGCAGGAUGCACAGGUGGUCUGCAGGGAGAUUGGCUGUGGGCCUCCUUCAGUCCUCCAGGGGGCGCUCUAUGGAGAAGCAGAGGCUCCAGUGGGGAGCAGAGAGUUCCUGUGUGAAGGCAGUGAGUCUGCUCUGCUGAACUGCAGCAGCAGGGAGAGUUCAGAUCAAGACAACAUCAGGUUGGUGGGAGAGGCCAGUCGAUGUGCCGGGAGACUGGAGAUGUUCCAUAAAGAAGAGUGGAGACCAGUGGAUGUUUGGGAUCGUUUCUCGGACAUGAACUCAGCUCCUGCAGUUUGUGCUGAACUGGACUGUGGUUCUGCUGUUUCAGCAAGAAUUAUGGAGGAGGCUUCAGAGAGACCAGUUUGGUUGAUCGGGUCUGACUGUUCUCAGUCAGGAUCUGCAUUAAAAAACUGUUUACCUGAUAAUAAAACCAAUGAUCAGAGCCAUGAGAUCAUCUGCUCAGGUCUGCUGGUUGAGCCGCUCAUCUUCCUCCCUUCCUCCACUGACGGGGUCUCCACAGGCAGAAAGCAGGGGUCUGAGCUCCUCAUUGGCUCAGAGUUCAGCAUCAUGUGCUCCAUCAGGCCUCAGUAUGCAGGCGGCUCCUUCCAGCUCAUCUUCAGCACCUCUAACUACACUCAGAACCAGACCCUGCCAGCUGUUAAUCACUCCGCCCUCUUCCUGUUCGCUGCUGCUGGCCACGCCCACCAAGGAACCUACCGCUGCCUUUACCACGUCUACGUUUUCUCCCAUAACUUCUGGUCUAUGAGCCAGCCUCUCAACCUCACUGUCUCAGAUAAACUCAUGGAGUCCAUCAGGAGAAGUUCUGCUUCAGCCCAUCUCACUGCUUUGAUCAUCAGACUGGUUGUCGUCCUGCUGGGAAUGCUGGGAAUGCUGGGAUCCGUCCUGCUCCUCAACUAUAAGGCCAGGAGAAACCAGAAGUCUGGACCAGAAAACAUCAUGAUGAACGUUCUUGAUGAAGGAUCCAGAGCUGAAGGCGGAUUAGAGGAGGAGGCUGCAGUCUGAAGGAACCAGGAGAAAAUCAUCUUGGUUUCACAUCCACAGGAAGGAGCAGAGACAAAAUAUAUUUAGAGAUAUCUCAAAUUGCUAAAUCAUCUAGUCAUAAAACAAUUUGAGAUUUCUGGAAUGUGAGGGCGGCAAAACCGAAUUUAUGUUGAAACGGCUUGCCAUAAUCAAUCAGUCUUUAGCUGUUUCUCUGAACUGUGUAUUAUUAUAAAGUUGUAGAAUAGUUUCUUUUUGCAUUCUUAUGACAUCCUUAAAUGUUUAAUAUGCUUUAUGAAAGAAAAUGCGUUUGCUUGCAGUCUGUUUUGUAGCUCAGUAGAUUGUUAAACUGUGAGGAUGGAAUGAAACCUUUCCUAUCAAACAGUUUGCUGUGUUUUGCUCGAGGCUCUUUCUCCUGACUGU
Molecule: messenger RNA, 2021 nt
Organism: Poeciliopsis prolifica (blackstripe livebearer)
Lineage: Eukaryota; Metazoa; Chordata; Actinopteri; Cyprinodontiformes; Poeciliidae
Product: scavenger receptor cysteine-rich type 1 protein M130-like
Exons: 8
Coding region: 78-1622 (514 amino acids)
Cellular component (GO): membrane
Source: RefSeq, a predicted model, not a curated record